AUGACGACACGCGCGGCUUUCACGCUGCUCCUCUUCGCCAGCUCAGUAUUGUCAUUUGUGCUACCGAUUCCACAUGCCCAGCCUCCCCAGAGAGUCACAGACAGCUACAACAACGCCCUGCACAAGCUGAAUCCCAUGCAACAGACCAACAACCUCGUCUGCCGAGUCAGCCGCCAGAGCAUGUCCUGCUACGGCGGGCCCGCCGUCACCCUCCAGACCUGCCAGUCCACAUGUACCUGCGAGAACGGCCGGAUCUCGUGCCCCAGCUACAAAUACUGCGACGACAGCACGAUGGACACCUUCUGCGGCGGCCUGUGCCAGUGUGCCGGUAGCGGAAGCAGUGGCUACUCUUCGCCGGGGUCGUCGUCGCAGGGAGGCAUAGCCAAACCAAAGCCGAACAGAGAUUCGGUCUUCGUCAUGAGUCCGCAUCGAUACUCGGCCCCUUCGCGGAAACAAGUCGACGAUGACGACGACUUUGGCGACGACGACGACGAUGAUGAUCUGCGGAAACGGAAGAUGAAGCGUACCACCAAAAGGUCCACGGACAUUCCCAUGGCCGGGGCUUCUCUCUGA
Messenger RNA from Capronia coronata CBS 617.96, 573 nucleotides. RefSeq lists its product as uncharacterized. The transcript has a single exon. The record is from RefSeq and is a predicted model, not a curated record. Bases 1 to 573 code for a protein of 190 amino acids. NCBI's taxonomy places the organism in Eukaryota, Fungi, Ascomycota, Eurotiomycetes, Chaetothyriales, Herpotrichiellaceae.